Trichobilharzia regenti is the source of this 1659-nucleotide messenger RNA. The record is from the annotation of a GenBank genome assembly. NCBI's taxonomy places the organism in Eukaryota, Metazoa, Platyhelminthes, Trematoda, Strigeidida, Schistosomatidae.
AUGUCAUCAAAAUAUUCCACUGGAAGAAAAGAUGGGCGAAUCGGAUCUUGGUUGAGGCGCAUUAUAAAUGGUUCCCAUACACAGAAUGAAAAAUGUGAACUUAUUCCGUUUUCUGAAAAAGAAAUUGAAUGUCCAGUUUGUCUAUCCCCUGCUGAGGACCCCUUACAGUUAAGUUCAUGUGGCCAUUGUGCUUGUGCAGCAUGUUGGAGGAAUUUCAUCUCUAGUCAGAUCGAAAGUUUUGCACUUGCACAUCUCACAUGCGUAGCAUGUUCCGAACUGUUACAGCCAUCAACAAUUAUCCAUCUUCUAUCUGCUGUUUCCAAUCGCCAUGAGUCUUCAGAGGAUAGCUUAAAAGAAAAUCAGUAUGCUCGCAGUUUAUCUCGGUAUGAAGAGUUUUUACUCCGAAAGGCACUGUCACGUGAACCGGAAGCAAGAUGGUGCCCUAGAGGUUGUGGAUAUGGAUUGAUUGCAUACUCCUUUCAGGCCUGUCCACGAAUUGUCUGCCCCCACCCUCUGUGUGAAGGCCGUUCAUUUUGUUACAAAUGUCGAAGACCUUGGACUUCUGGUGAUACAAGUGAAAGUUCUUCAGAUCAAAAUAAUGUUACCCAUGUCUGCCCAUCUGAGCAGGAUUUACGUAGUAAUGCUCUAGAUAAUCUGCGCGCCUUUUUUGGUAUUCGACACCUUAAUAGUCAAAUGCCUGGUCUAAAUACCAUUCCUAAUGGUUCUCAGCAGAAGAUUUCUGAAAUGAGUGUAAGUCCUUCAACCGCUACAAAGGAGAAGCGUUAUCGUGUAUCCAAAACACUUCGCAGUUCUACUGAUUACACGAAAGGUGCUCGAUUAUCUAUGGAGGAAUUAGUUGGAGAUACUGAUUCUGGAAAUGUUGGUACCAAUACUCCCAAUCUAGAAGAAAAGCAUUCAUCCUCUGAUUCUGAUGUGACUAACUCCUUUGAAUCGUCUAAAACUGAGAGACGCGCUUCCGUGGAACUCAAUGAACCAGGCUCUGCAGUUAAGCCUUGUCCUAAUUGCAAAACUCUUAUACAAAAAUUAAACGAUGGAAGUUGUAAUUCUAUGGUUUGCUCAAUUUGUAAUUAUGAGUUUUGUUGGUUAUGCUUACGUGAAACAACAGCUACGCAUUAUCUGAAUUUUUCCGGUUGUACUGUAUUGGGUCGUAGUCAGUGGUCUAAACUUCGUCGUGUUGUGACUGUUUGUGGUAUUAUGCUGAGUACACCUAUUCUACUUCCACUUGCAAUUGUUUUAGCACUGCCUGCUAUAUCCGUUUGGUUCACCUUCUCCAUGGCCAGACAGGCUAAUCGAGUGUUACAAUCAAAAUCCAAACAUUUACGACGGUUUGUCGUAUUCUGGGUUGUCGUCGCUGGUCUUAUUUUGUAUCCAGUAUUAACAGCAUUUACCUUCAGUCUGCUUAUUCCAAUCCUUUUGGGCUACGUGUACUUGUAUCUCCCAAUAAGUUUAUUGUGCUCACUCCUACGACAUGAAAAUGGAGUCCAGUUGGAGCCGACAGAAUUAGAGAGGCUCCAGUCAGUGAGUCCCAUUCUUGUGAAGGAAUUCGGGACGAAGAAUGCAGAUAUUAAAUUGACGGAUGAAAAUCAUAAUGAAUCAGAAACUGUUGUGGUAGUAAACGAAACAGUAUCCAUGGAUUGA